Molecule: messenger RNA, 4948 nt
Organism: Bradysia coprophila
Lineage: Eukaryota; Metazoa; Arthropoda; Insecta; Diptera; Sciaridae
Source: RefSeq, a predicted model, not a curated record
CUCAUUGUGGUGCACAAGCCAAUACAACGGAACAUCGAAUGCAGAAUAGAACGUUAAAUGUUCUCCAGCUUACUAUAUGUAUAUACACACACAGAGAGAGCACACAUAUUAAACCGACUCGCUUUUAGUGGGAAUGAAACAGAAAUUCCUAUUUUAUCGAUUAGUUAUGACUGAAGGCAUUUUUUGGUGUGUUAUGAAUGAAUGAAAAUUUGCUGUUAAAUUUUGUGUAACUUAUUAAGUUGUUUGUUAAAAUCCAAUAGAUUUUAUUAUUUGUUUACGACGGUCUCAUUGUUUUCUGCAUUUCUGUGUAAUUAAAUUGUUUAAAUGGAACGAAUUGAAGUGAAAAUCCAGUGGAAAAGCGUACAAUAAUCGAAAUUCGAUUGUUUUACAUGUUGCGAAAAGUACGGUGAAAAUUCUUCGUUUUUCUUCUCAAUCAAUAAACUGUGCUGUGCUUAUACCUUUCAAGUACAAAAAAAAAUUUAAUAUGAGCAAUCUGUAGAAUCGGUAAAGAAUGAAAAAUUUAGAUUAAUUGUGGAAAAUUUGCUAGCAUUUUUCAUAAUUAUUUUGUGGGGUUAAAAUUUAUUAUCCUGCUCAUAAGGAUGUAUUAAGAUCAGAGACGCGAGUCGGCGAAGUAUGUGAUGCAGUUAAUUAUAAAGUUUUAACUUCCUGAAUUUAAAUUGUUUUAAUGCAACAAAUAUUUUAAUUCGAGGAAAUGGAAGAGGAAUGUCAAAUAUUUCAAAUCGAAACGGAUGAAUUUAUGUCGGAUAGACUAGACAACAAACAUCAACACAAUUGCAGUCUCAAUGUUCAUACAGCGAACAACGAAGCUUUAUGUAAAUCCGAACAAGUCGAAUACGAAAAUGUUCAAGACGAAAGCAUUUAUGAAAAUAGCUUGUGUGAGAAUAGCGUUUACGAAGAAAACGUUGGCGCGGAAAAUGGUACCGAAGAAACCAUUUCAGAGGAAAAUGCUACGAAGGAAAAUAUUUUCGAUGAAAAUGUUUCGAAAGGAAAUGUAACCGAGGAAAAUGUUUGUGUCGAUAAUAUUUCCAGUAAAAAUGUUAUCGAGGAAAAUGCUGCAGAGGAAAAAUUCGUUGAAGACAGCGUUGAUGAGAUUAACGUUUAUGAAACCGUUGCUAUCAAUGCAGACAUUGAUUAUGAACAGGGUGGUAACGAAAAUUUUGUUAAAAACGAUGCAGCGGAUUCGAACGAACAAGUUGAAGAAAUUGAACAUGUUGAGGAAAUUGAACAUUUUGAGGAAAUUGAACAUGUUGAGGAAAUUGAACAUGUUGAGGAAAGUGAUCUAGAGACUGAAAGGUCAUCUAUAAACGACUCUGAUGCAACACCAUUACAAACCACACUGCCCAAGUCACGUCCUAUUUCGGUGAUAUCCUCUAGAUAUUCUAGUCUUCCAAGUUCAAGUCCAUCGAAAAUUGAGCUAACCACCACCAAUGAUAAUAAGUUUGGUUUAGAGAAAACAGUAUUAGGAAUAGAUAUUAAUGCCGUACAUAAUGCGGUGCUCAAAGGUGGCACACGAAUACCAGAAUCAAUUGUGAAUGAACACCCGGUGACUAUUUAUCCUGGAAAAUGUCGAAUGUCCGCAUCACCUACUCGAAAAGUGUCACCAAACAGCCUAACCAAUCAAAUUGAUCGGCCUCUGAAAAACGGCAUUAACGGAAAUGACAGUAUCCCGUUGGAAUCCAAAGACGACUCAUUGCAAUAUCAUAAUCUACCAUCAUCAGUAUUAGUAUACAAUAAACAAUGUCCUAUGUCGCUAGGAAAUGAUAUUUUACAAUCACCUACGAGUAGCGUCUUUACCGCAAGCAAUAAUAACGAGCUCAUGUACAUAAGUCAGCCGAAUUUAUCGAUGGACAAAAAUAGUGAUUUAGUCGACGGCUUGUCAUUGUACUCGUCAUCACCGCCGUCACUGUACUCGCCCCCGUUACCAGCCUCUCCCGUUACGCAUAGUGAACAAGAAUCGUUAACAAAUGAUGAAAAUUUGACUGAUUAUCAUACGACAACUGACGACGAAGAAAACCAUUUUGAAGAACACGAAAGAUUAAUAGUUAACAACGACAUAACCGAUUUCCAUACUCACCUGGGAUUAUUAACACGACCAUCCAGUUUACUUGACUCCUCAUCCAUUGGCACUUUACCAUUUUCGAUGGACAUGUGUACUAUAUCCGACGAUAAAGUUCCAUUGCUGCAUUCCAAAUACGACGAGAAUAUAAUUCCUUAUUCAAACAAUGCCAAUGGAGAUGCUUUUUUGAACAUUUAUGACGAUAAAGUGGCACAAUUUAAUUUAGCCGAAUUGAAUUUUGCACAUGACGAACCAAGUAAGAAUGGCCUAAAUAUUGGAUAUAAACCUAUGACCCGUACAUCGCUAUCGCCAAGAUUAUCAUCAACGGAAUACCUAAACGAAAGACUUCCAGAGAACCGAAACAAUAUUAUACCAACAUAUUCUAAAUUUGCAACACUAAACUUAGACCAUGACAACCCUAUCGACAUUGCCGACUCAGCUAAUAAUUUACCAUUACCACUACCACGUAUAUCAUCAUUGCCGACUAUUUCGCCAGUUGUUAACGGCGAUGGCUUAGCGUCCAGAAGAGAAUUGUCGACUCCGAUCGAGGAGGAUGAAGAACAGGAUAAUACUCAACAAGAUGCUCCGAUAUCUCAAAUCGAAAAUAAUAUAAGUGCCUUAUUAAGAGGUGAUCUUACUGUUGCAAGAGUUCGAGAAAUUGUACCACCACGAACUUCUAUGGGAUUUCGUCCAGGAACGCAUAAAUCAGAAAGCACUAAAGAAAUGCUGUUAUCACAGAAAUUAUUCGGACCGUUACCUCCGACUCCGCUUUCGUCAAGCCCAGAGGAAACCGAUGAAUUUUCGCCAUUACCUCCGUCGCCACAGCUAGAUCUCUCUUACGACAUGCUCAACAACGGUAUUCAUAAAGUAACUUCAAUGCACUCGGUAACAGAACCGCGAUUUAACGAUUCUAUUCGAAUUGAACGUCCACCUGCGGUUCCACCUCAUCGACCGCAGCCAGUUAACAAUGCGCUUAUAACAAGGUCCAUGGAUGCUGGAUUUGCCAAAUCUUACAGGGUAUCAGCUCCACAUAAUUAUAACAACUUACACACCGAUUCUCUUCAAAACAAUUACGGAUGCAAUGGAAGACGAAGAUUAAUAUCCGGCGCAUUUCCGAAACGAUCCAUUGAUACCAACGAAAGACGCUUGCAAACUUCGUGCAGUCUACCCGAAACCCCAAUUUUUGCUAGAUGUGAAACUAUCAGCACACCUCACAAAAGAGUACCUCAAGUAUCUAAUAUUAACAGCAUUCGUCCAGCUCAUAGGCAAAAAUCCUUACACAAUUCGUCGAUGGUUGAUGUUGGCGGUAAAUUUAACAGCAAUCGACACAGUGCUUGCCAGGAGUUAAACAGUGGAGAAAUGCUACGUUUGGCUGGUGGACCAGCACGAGGUUGGUAUCCGAAACAACGACACCCGAGAUUAUCAUCAACCGAAAACAUUGAACGGGAUAGUUUGCAAAGAUCGGUUCGAGCUUGGGACACUGUAACGUAUAAUAAGAAACCCCUAACGCUUCCGCCAAAUUUUACGCCAAAGUUUUUCAAUAAAUCUCCAAGAGAUACGUUCCGGCGUGUGACCAGCAUGUUAAUUCGAAAAAGCCACGGGGACAAAGAACCCAAGGGUGAUAAAUCAACAUUUUCAUCGUUUGUUGUUCAUUCGCCGCCGACGAACAAUGGUGGUGAAAGAUCUCAGGAGCGUCAGAAGAAGAAAUCUGGAUUCUUCAAGAAACUUUGGAAACGAUCCAAACACAAUUCAUGCGAUUAAUCAAUAUUUUAUAUAUGCAAGCAAAUUUUAUCCAUAAGGCACUAGUUAGAACCUCAGUUAUUAAUUAUGAUUUAAGGUCAUUCUUUUGCAGAUGGGUUUCCUAUCUUAAACAAUGGAAACCAUCAUUCGGACAAUAUAUUUAAGCGGAGAACACAUUUUACUUUCAAUAAGGAAUAUUAUUUAGGCUACCAGUAAGUUUGGAAUUAAUAAGCAUGGACUUCUGUGUUGAAGGAGUCAGAACGCAAUGAUUUUCACAAUCAGUUCGCUCUGCGUCACUUUGUUGAGACUAGUUGAUAACCGGAAUCGGAAUAUCUUCCUCCUUUUUUCAAGGUCUUAUCAUAGCACUUCAGUACUCCAACUGCAAUUAUUCAAACUAUGAGCACGCUAGAAAAAUUUCCUGUGAAAGGCUAGUACGUAACCGCUGAGCCAUCCCUGUGCGUAUCCAGUUAGUAAUUCUAAAUUAGAAUUUCUAAUGAAACAAUAAUAAGCAUUUUCGAUAUUGAAUUUAAAUCAUCCGCACAUAUAUCAUAGAUGGAGUGUUAGUCAAAGUAUUUCGACUUUAUUAUGAUAAUGAGUCAACUCUAUUAAAUGUGUAAAAUGUAGUCACCAGAAAAAACCAAGCAGAAUCGUUCUCAUCGGGGAUCGAACCCGAGAUCACUGGCGCCUGAGUUCAACGCUCUACCCAUUGAGCUAGCUGACUUGUUUCAACAGAUAGUCGAACUGUUUUCUUUGUAUGUGUUGAAACACUCAAUGCAUACAACCUCACGUGAUUACGGUGCGGUAAUAGCUUGCAUCACAAAAUCUUCAAAUGUAACACCUGGAAAAUGUUAACGCUUGGAUCAUUCAAGUGCUAUGGUCUUAUAUAUGAAAACCUUGACCAUUUUCAUUGUGCAAAAGUGUUACUCUUGUAUGUACGUUUUCAAUUGAAUUCCUUUCGGUUGUUUUGUUUUUCGUCGAAUUCAAUUUGUUAUAAUGUUUUGUAACGAUACCACUCCAUGGUUUUUCCAUAAGGGUUUUUCCCUUUGCGUCCAAAUUUUUGAUAAAAAAUAUACAAAAAAAAAAUCUGCUUUGGGGCCACAACAAUAUUUUUUAUUGAAGCGAACAAAAUUU